CCUGAGGUAGAAAAAGUUAAUGUGAGAGUCUGGAACCUGACAAGGAGCAAUGUGGAUGGGUUUAUGAAAGUCCAAGGGGGUAUGGAAGGAGAGCAGAGAGAGAGCUGACCCAAAGAGCGUGACAAACUGAGACGUUAAAAGCUUUAAACCAUAUGACAUAUAAAAGCAAAAGACUAACUUAAGAAUAAAAACUGAAAGAAAGAAAAAAAGACCACAUACAAAGAAACUGACUACCAUGAAGAAAAAGGAGGACGUGGUUGACAUGUUGCAAUGGACAGAGGAAGAGUUUGUACAAAAUUGCACCUAUAUUGUCAAUGACCAGCCCUGUGACUCUCACUCCAGCUCCUGCCUUCCCCAAGCUGAGUCCUCCAUACCCCGCAAUCUUACCUUCAAAUACAGCGAAACGAAUGAGGUAAUUGGAGUUUUCAGCAAAGAGUACAUCCCACAAAGAACUCGAUUUGGCCCUUUCAUUGGACAAAUUUAUACCAAAGACAAUGUUCCAAAGAAUGCCAACAGAAAGUACUUCUGGAGGAUCUAUUCAGGAGGGCAUUUUCAGCAUUUUAUAGACGGCUAUGACAUUCACAGGAGUAACUGGAUGCGCUAUGUGAACCCAGCACGCUCCCUUCAUGAACAAAACUUGGUGGCCUGUCAGAAUGGCAAAGAUGUCUAUUUUUACACCAUCAAGCCUGUGGAGCCCAGCAACGAGCUUCUUGUCUGGUACAACCAGGAGUUUCUGGAACGUCUCAAAAAUCCGUCUGUUGGGGAGCAGCUCACAACCAAAUUUAAGCACUCAGUGUUUGACGGCAGGGAUUUCACUUUAGAAGCCAUCAGACCAUGGUUACCUCAGAAACGCAAUUUCUCAAAUGGAGACCAAAAAUAUGAAGCUAAACAUACAAAGAUGGAGGAGGAAUCUAGAAAGGACGAGAAGAAGGAGGAGGAGGAGGAGGGAAGACAGGAGGAGGAAAAGAUUGAUGUUGAAAUGCUAGAACGAGAUACACCUCCUGUCACCCCUGAGAGCCAAGCAAUGGACUUUAGCACCAAGCUUUAUGCAGCUAAGAUGCUAACCAAACCCCAGGAUUCAGAGGAGUGCCCAAGGAAAAACCUUCAAUCUCUUUCACAAAGUCCAUUUUCAGACAGAACUGACCCAGAGUGUAAAACGAGUCCAAACCAAAGAGUGAAAACCCCAAAUAGCCAUGCGGACCUCGGCUUCUGUUCAUCAGAUCUGACUACCUCUACUAACAAAGAGCUGCCCUUGCACCUGCAUGGGCUCUACAGCACAGGAGAAGGACUCAUCUCAUAUCCAAUGUACUCUCCAACUAGGUCCCUCCAGCAGCCAUACAUGUACCCCUAUAGCACUCACCCAUCACAUUAUCCCCAAUUCCUGCUACCUCAGUAUGCCCCUACUUACCCUGGUGUUAACAGCUUGAACAAUAUGAGCAUGGUUUCCAGAGUGCCACACCUGUACAACAGCUUUGUAGGCAGUGAUGGUCUUCCUUACCCUUUGCUGCCACAGCAGAACCUGAUGGUCUCUUUGACUUAUCAGGAGGGCAGCCAGCAAAGCCAUUUAAACAAUCACAACAAGGAUGUCCUCAUCCCGGCCCCAACUAGUGCAUUUUCAAUCGCCACCCCAACAGGGGGUCUGAAAGAGAGACCACUCAACAGCUCACCUCCCCAGGGGGCCCCUGCAACUCCAGAGCAUUCUCCGCCACCGAAACCUACCUUUUCUGAUGCGGGUCACAAUGAAGCUAUUAACCUCAGCAAGCCAAAGAUGAACCAGGCUGCCUCUCACCUGGGCUACAGGUCAUUACCUUACCCUUUGAAAAAACAGAAUGGCAAGAUCAAGUACGAAUGUAACAUCUGCUUGAAGACCUUUGGGCAGCUUUCAAACUUGAAGGUUCACUUACGGGUACACAGUGGAGAGCGGCCGUUUCAGUGUCUUAUAUGCAAGAAGAGUUUCACUCAGCUAGCUCACCUACAGAAACACAAUCUGGUACACACCGGGGAGAAGCCACAUGAGUGCCAGGUUUGUCAUAAGCGCUUCAGCAGCACCAGCAACCUUAAAACACACUUGCGGUUGCAUUCUGGGGAGAAGCCGUACCAGUGUAAACUCUGCCCAUUCAAAUUCACCCAAUAUGUCCACCUCAAGCUGCACAAGCGACUGCACAACAGAGAUCGACCGUUCAAGUGUCAACUGUGCUCACAGUCCUUCAUCCACCAGGUCAGUCUGCAGCUCCACAUGAGGGGCUACUGUCCUUCCUCGGACAAUUCCAAUCAGACCUGCAGCAAACUAUGUCAUGUAAAUGAGCUCAUCGCCAAACUGGAUGCAAGUACCGACAGCGCCAUCAUGGAGGAAAAGACCACACUAGCAGAAUUGGAAAGGUGGAUCACAAGGAGUUUAGAAAAGAAGGAAAGAAAGGAGGACGAGACUGAAGAGACGUUCCUCAAGAUACAGUGUCAGCCACCGGCCUACCAGGAAAAAAACCCAACUACCGUCCUGAGGAUGUGCAGGCUACAGUCCUAUCUGCCUGUUACAGUUAAACAAGAAAAUUCAUAGCCAAAGGAUUUUAGAGAGGACUACCAUUGUGUUUUGUCCAAAUUCAUUGACUGAAGCUUCCUGGUAAGAAGAACUUUUCCUCAUUUCUUGGAUAGAACAGCAGGAUCUUAUCAGAAGUGACAAGUACAUCUUGGCAACUUAAAAACUAGUGAAAGACACUUAAAUGAACCAAAUGUUAAUAUAUAUAUAUAUAUAUAUACACAUAUGUGUGUGUGUGUGUGUGUGUGUGUGUGUGCAUGGGUGGGUGUGUGUGCUUGCGUGCAUAUGUGUGUUUACACCUAUUUAAAUGUUUGUGACUUUAGUGGUACCAAAAGAUGCAAGUGUCCCAAAGACUUUCUAAUCUCCAAAAAGUGGAUUUUGCACUCGUGCUCAAACCUGUCUUGCUUUAUUUUCUUAUGCUUUGCUAGCAUAACAUUGUAAAAUAAUAGAACUUUUAUUUUGUUUCUAGAAAUGAACUGUGAUAUUUUUGUGUAUGUGUGUGUUUGACUUAAUUUAUUGAUGAACAAAAGUCUACUUUUUUUCUAAUAUAUUGAAAACUUUUUUUUUUGUUAGUUUGGUAUUAAUAUGUAUUUUUGCCAGCUGUAGCAUUUUAAGGAUAACUGUUGAUAAAACUCAGGUCAGGCAUUAAGCAAAAUAAAAAAUAUAUAUGUAUAUAUUUGUUUUACAUUCAUUGUGAAAAGUCUGAACUUUACUGUCAAAAUAUUGGUUUGAGCCAAAUCACAGACGUCAGCAAAACAUUUCCUGUGUUCAUAUCAAGAAGUCCUUGUACGCUAGUAAAAUAGUAGUGAAAAUGAAAAGUCAAUUAAGCAAAACAAUUUUUUCCUACUCUUUUGAUCAAAACACACUGCAUUAGUAAAGAUUCUAGGGCAAAGUCUUAACAAAAUGAGUCAGGUAUAGUAUACGGGUGGCAUGGCGGUGCAGUGCCGCUUCACAACAUGGUGCACACCGGCUCCAUUCCAUGCCCAGCUCCAGGGGUGUGUGAUGUUUGCUCUUGUGACCCCAACCCGUUCAUUGGUGACUCUGCAUUGGCCAUGCCAGCGUAAGAGGUGUUGAUUGUUGCCUACACUCAACUCUCCAGCCUAUGAGAGCCCAUAUUAGAAUAAGGGUAUGUAAAACAUACACUAUAACUGGAUUGUAAUAUUCUUACAAUUGGUUUUAAGACCAAUAUACAUUUAGGGGAAUGUGUAUUUUUCUCAGGUACGUUUAUUAUUAAUGAUUAAAAAAACAACAACAAAAUGUAUCCAUGAGUGGCAUCAUUUUCCAUUUUCUACAGAGGACUUUAGGUAAGAAAUUUUCUAUAGAGAAUGUGGAAAAUGAGUGUUUGCAGUUAAGGUUGAACACCACCUACAAGAACAAGGGCAGAACACGGGGGCUUCAGCUCUGUAAUUCUUUGAGAUAAAAUGACAAGACAAGCUUGUCCUGCAUCACAAUGACACAAAGAUACAGAGAUGAAGCAGAAAGAUAAGAAGAAUAAUUCAAAAUACACCAACUCAAAUUCAUAAAUAUCUAAAGGGGGCGACCUCAGUCCCACUUUUGGUUUCCUCUCUCAAAAAUGAACACAUUCUGUUCCAUUCUGCUGCCUACUUUUAGGUGUUUUCUGAACUGUUUUUAUAUGUUUUUUUUUUUGUUUUUUUUAAUAUCACCAGAUUUGAUGGAAACCAUUUUCUGUUGGUUUCACCAACUUGUUUCCUUAACCGGUUACAUUUAUAAAAAGGUUUAAUGUAUGCAUUAUCGGCUGGGUGAGUUUGCUUUCAAGAAGCUUGUUUGCAGUAUGUGGAUCACACAAUCAGUCACCACACAUUAUUGUUGUCGGAUAGACAGCAUGGUUUACAAUUCCAGGAUUUUCUAGAAUGAAGGCUGCCAGGGUACCUCUGCGGAUUAGCCGAUCCUCCUCUGUGCGUCCUCCUUCUUAAGGAGAUUUGACACUUUUUUCCAAAAGAUGCAUUUACAGCUUUUUUCCUUAAUCGAAAUAAUAAAACACAAGUAAACGCAGACACCAAAUUCAUUUUCAGUUUACUGUCCCUUUCUGCACCAAACUAAAAUUUCGGAAUAAAACAAAUGAUCAGAUCUGUGUGUGGUGCAGCUUGUCAUCAGAAGUGCAGAGAAGUGUAAAGCCGCUCAACUCAGCAGACCGUUGUAGGGGCAACUAGGCAUCUUCUUCUGUUCUCCAGCUGCUAUAAUUAAAUCUCAGGGAUGUUAGUUACAUUUUUAUUUAUUUAUUAUUUUUAUUUCUGUCAGAAUGCAAGUUAAAUGAUGCAAGUUUUUUUUUUUCCAUUAAAUCUGAUUUUCUUCCAGUGUAUUUGUUUUUUCGGUACAACAGAUAAGGUAAAGACCUGGGCCUUUAGGCUUUACGCAUUUCUUGGAAAUUACCAAAAACACAGAGUGUGAAAAGAUCAGUUAUAAAAAUAUGUUAGUUUGUUGUUUUUGUUUUUUUUUUAGAGAUUGGCACCAAAGCUUCUCUUAUUAUUUCAUUUUUUUCUGUUGAUGUUUUUCUUUUACUCUAAGUAGUCAUUCACUUUUGUUUAGAAUAACCUGCUAGGGGAUUAUGUGAUGUUUACAUGCUGGCUAAACUUUAUGUGCAAAAAAUGAUUUCAAUACAUUUUUAUAAAAUAUGUAGCAGAAUAAUGAAAAUAAUAAAACAACUUCUUUACUAAAACA
Molecule: messenger RNA, 5212 nt
Organism: Erpetoichthys calabaricus (reedfish)
Lineage: Eukaryota; Metazoa; Chordata; Cladistia; Polypteriformes; Polypteridae
Gene: prdm1b
Product: PR domain containing 1b, with ZNF domain
Exons: 7
Coding region: 236-2554 (772 amino acids)
Biological process (GO): cell fate commitment; regulation of transcription by RNA polymerase II
Cellular component (GO): nucleus; cytoplasm
Molecular function (GO): RNA polymerase II cis-regulatory region sequence-specific DNA binding; histone deacetylase binding; DNA-binding transcription repressor activity, RNA polymerase II-specific
Source: RefSeq, a predicted model, not a curated record